CCGAGGGUCCCUGACUCGGCUCGGCGCGGCAAUAUGGAUCGGAUGGCCAGCUCCAUGAAGCAGGUGCCCAACCCACUGCCCAAGGUGCUGAGCCGGCGCGGGGUCGGCGCGGGGCUGGAGGCGGCGGAGCGAGAGAGCUUCGAGCGGAACCAGACUGUCAGCAUCAAUAAGGCCAUUAAUAUGCAGGAAGUGGCCGUAAAGGAAAAACACGCCAGAACAUGCAUCCUGGGCACCCACCAUGAGAAAGGGGCACAGACCUUCUGGUCUGCCGUCAACCGACUGCCUCUCUCCAGCAACGCCGUGCUCUGCUGGAAGUUUUGCCACGUGUUCCACAAACUCCUCCGAGAUGGACACCCAAACGUCCUGAAGGACUCUCUGAGAUACAAAAAUGAAUUGAGUGACAUGAGCAGAAUGUGGGGUCACCUAAGUGAGGGGUAUGGACAACUCUGCAGCAUCUACCUCAAACUACUGAGAACGAAGAUGGAGUACCAUACCAAAAAUCCCAGGUUUCCAGGCAACCUCCAGAUGAGUGACCGACAGCUGGAUGACGCUGGAGAAAGUGAUGUUAACAACUUUUUCCAGUUAACAGUGGAGAUGUUUGACUACCUGGAGUGUGAGCUAAACCUCUUCCAAACGGUGUUCAACUCCUUGGACAUGUCCCGCUCCGUGUCAGUGACGACAGCGGGGCAGUGCCGCCUCGCCCCGCUGAUCCAGGUCAUCCUGGACUGCAGCCACCUCUAUGACUACACCGUCAAGCUUCUCUUCAAACUCCACUCCUGUCUCCCAGCUGACACCCUGCAAGGCCACCGGGACCGCUUCUUGGAGCAAUUCACAAAGUUGAAAGAUCUGUUCUACCGCUCCAGCAACCUACAGUACUUCAAGCGACUCAUCCAGAUUCCUCAGCUGCCUGAGAACCCACCCAACUUCCUACGAGCCUCAGCCCUGUCAGAACAUAUCAGCCCUGUGGUGGUAAUCCCAGCUGAGGCCUCAUCCCCAGACAGUGAGCCUGUCUUAGAGAAGGAUGACCUCAUGGACAUGGAUGCCUCCCAGCAGAAUUUAUUUGACAACAAGUUUGAUGACAUCUUCGGCAGCUCCUUCAGCACUGAUCCCUUCAUUUUCAACAGUCAGAAUGGUGUCAACAAAGAUGAGAAGGACCACUUAAUUGAUCAACUGUACAGAGAGAUCAGUGGGCUGAAGGCACAGCUGGAAAACAUGAAGACUGAGAGCCAGCGGGCAGUGCUGCAGCUGAGGGGCCGCAUCAGUGAGCUGGAGGCCGAGCUGGCGGAGCAGCAGCACUUGCGGCAGCAGGCGGCGGAUGACAGCGAGUUCCUGCGGGCCGAGCUAGACGAGCUCAAGAAGAAGCGAGAAGACACAGAGAAGGCUCAGCGGAGCCUGACGGAGAUAGAAAGGAGAGCUCAAGCCAAUGAACAGCGGUAUAGCAAGCUAAAGGAGAAGUACAGCGAGCUGGUUCAGAACCAUGCUGAUCUGCUGCGGAAGAAUGCAGAGGUGACCAAGCAGGUGUCAGUGGCAAGACAAGCACAGGUGGAUCUGGAACGAGACAAGAAAGACCUGGAGGAUUCCUUCCAGCGUGUAAGUGAACAGGCCCAGCGCAAGACUCAAGAGCAGACGGAGGUUCUAGAGAGCUUGAAGCAAGAACUUGCCACCAAUAAGCAGGAACUCCAGGUCCUCCAGGGCAACCUGGAAACUUCUGCCCAGUCAGAAGCCAGAUGGACUGCCCAGAUCACUGAACUGGAGAAGGAGCGGGACGGCCUGGUGAGCGCCGCGGCACAGCGAGACGAGGAGCUGUCUGCUCUCCGGGAGCAGCUGGCACACACCCAGCUCACACUGUCCAGCACACAGGAGUCUGCAGAGCAACUGGCGAAGGACCAGCGGAAAAUGCUUCGGAUGGAGGCCAGGAAGGCGGCCGAGCAGGCGAUCCAAGAGGCCCUGAGGCAGCUGGAGGAGCCGCAGCUUGUCAGCUGUGCUGGGUCUGCAGAUCACCUUCUCUCCAGGAUCAAGUCCGUUUCCAGCUGCAUUGAGCAACUGGAAAAAAGCCGGAGCCAGUAUCUGGCCUGCCCAGAAGGUAUCAGUAGCCUUCUCCACUCAGUAACCCUCCUUGCCCACUUGACCGGUGACACCAUUCUCCAAGGUAGUGCCACCUGCCUUCGAGCCCCGCCAGAGCCGGCUGACUCACUGACGGAGACCUGUAAGCAGUAUGGCAAGGAGACGCUCAUCUACCUGGCUUCCCUGGACGAAGAGGAAAGCCUGGGCAAUGCCGACAGCACAGCCCUGAGGAACUGUCUCGGCAAGAUGGCGGCCAUCGGCGAGGAGCUCUUACCCAGAGGCCUGGACAUCAGACAGGAGGAGCUGGGGGACCUGGUGGACAAGGAGAUGGCGGCCACAUCUGCUGCUAUUGAAGCUGCUACGGCCAGGAUUGAGGAGAUGCUCAGCAAAUCCCGAGCCGGAGACACGGGAGUCAAAUUGGAGGUGAACGAAAGGAUACUUGGUUCCUGCACCAGCCUUAUGCAAGCUAUCCAAGUCCUGAUUGUGGCCUCCAAGGACCUGCAGAGAGAGAUUGUGGAAAGCGGCAGGGGUACAGCAUCCCCUAAAGAGUUUUAUGCCAAGAACUCUCGAUGGACAGAAGGACUCAUCUCUGCCUCCAAAGCUGUUGGCUGGGGAGCCACUGUCAUGGUGGAUGCUGCUGACCUGGUGGUUCAAGGCAAAGGGAAAUUUGAGGAGCUCAUGGUGUGUUCCCAUGAAAUUACUGCUAGCACAGCUCAGCUUGUGGCUGCAUCCAAGGUGAAAGCUGACAAGGACAGCCCAAACCUAGCCCGGCUACAGCAGGCCUCUCGAGGAGUAACCCAGGCCACUGCCGGGGUCGUGGCUUCAACUGUUUCUGGCAAAUCACAGAUUGAGGAGACAGACAAUAUGGACUUCUCAAGCAUGACGCUGACCCAGAUCAAACGCCAAGAGAUGGAUUCCCAGGUUAGGGUGCUGGAGCUAGAAACGGAACUGCAGAAGGAGCGUCAGAAACUGGGAGAGCUUCGGAAAAAGCAUUAUGAGCUUGCUGGUGUCGCUGAGGGCUGGGAAGAAGGAACGGAAGCUUCUCCCCCUACACUGCAAGAAGCGGUAGCCGAGAAAGAAUAG
Messenger RNA from Orycteropus afer afer, 3147 nucleotides. It is a transcript of the gene HIP1, whose product is annotated as huntingtin interacting protein 1. Gene Ontology annotation, cellular component: actin cortical patch; presynapse; extrinsic component of postsynaptic membrane. Lineage: Eukaryota; Metazoa; Chordata; Mammalia; Tubulidentata; Orycteropodidae. Gene Ontology annotation, biological process: endocytosis; actin filament organization; clathrin coat assembly. Gene Ontology annotation, molecular function: clathrin light chain binding; clathrin-cargo adaptor activity; phosphatidylinositol-3,4-bisphosphate binding. The record is from RefSeq and is a predicted model, not a curated record.